Aphanomyces astaci is the source of this 2810-nucleotide messenger RNA. RefSeq lists its product as hypothetical. NCBI's taxonomy places the organism in Eukaryota, Oomycota, Saprolegniomycetes, Saprolegniales, Verrucalvaceae. The record is from RefSeq and is a predicted model, not a curated record. The transcript is spliced from 17 exons. Bases 115 to 2661 code for a protein of 848 amino acids. Gene Ontology annotation, cellular component: cytoplasm.
AGUCGACUUGUGAACGGAGGACAACAUGAAAAGGCACUACUGUAACCGCUGCGACUGAAACCGUCAUCAGAAGUGCAGUGUGACUGUUGUCAGCUUUUGGCUACCAAGGACGCGAUGGAGAUUGUGGACAUUUUGGCCAAGUACAGUCGUAGUGCCAAACCCGCCCCAGAUCCGUCAGCCCCGCUGCUGCCCCCCAUAGAUCAGUCCAACAACCACAUGCUACCGCUGUUGCCUUCCACACCACGACACGUGAAGUCCAAACCAUCUAAAGCCAAAGUGGCGGUGGUACCGCAUUACUUUACGCGGUCGCCUCGCCCGCCGCCAGGGUACGGGGGCAUGGAAGCGUCCAUAGCGACUUAUUCCGCUGUGGCAACAGACGUACCGCGAGGCGACAUUGAAAGCUGGCCGCUCAGGGCUAGUCACCGCGGCAAACCUCUACCUGACUCGGACCACGACACCAAACAACGGCGCCACAAGGACGACCAACGAGGCGGGCAGCCGUUAAAACCUGCGUUUUUGCAGCAAUUGGAGGCGUUUGUCGUCCGGGAAUUGAGUCUUCUUGGGGUCACCACUGCCACCACAUCCUCCCCCAACUCCCCGUCGCCAUCCCCGCGACUGGCUCGGUUGCAGGUGUUUCGGGAAUGCUUUGUCCGGCUGAUUGACGACUUUAAAACGUACAAACCGCUGUUACUGGCCAUCAAAGACGAGUAUGAAGGAUUGCUCGACAUGUAUGCGCUACGGGCAAGUAAGAUCCCCCAAUACGAAGCCACGAUUCGCACGAUGGAGCAAGAAGUCCACCAAGUCAUGGCCGAGCACAACCUAGUCAACACGAUGAAGGUCAAGGAGUGGAAACGGCAAUUGAAAACCACCCAAGCCACGUUAGCGGGCUACGCUGCCGCGAACGCAGCGUUGACCGACUCCACAACCAAACUCACGGCAGAAUUGAACGAAGCGUUGGCAAAGGUGGCCGAUCUUAUGGCUACCAAUCAAGCGCUGGUGCACACUAUGAAGCGUCAAGACGACCGCCAAAAAGAACACGAGUCGCAAAUGAGCGACUUGCACGGGACUGUGCACAGCCUCACAACAAAGUACUCGCGGGCCCAAGACGAAAUCCUCGAAUUGCGGAAUUCAAUCGUUACGUUGGAAGACAAGGCCGGUGGCGUCGACAUCAACGCCGACCGCCGCACGAUCGAGCACUUGACACGUGAAGUGCAGGAACUCAUGGCGUACCGUGUAGCCCAUGACAAACCCCCACAACCCAAGGGACCCUUGUUCGACGAAGCUUCGUUGGUGGCAAAAGUGAUGGCAGAGUGGCGUACUCAUCUUCCCGAGUGUAUUUUUACCUCGGACGCUGUGGACAUCACGACGAUCUCGGGGCUUGUUCAAGCUUGGAAAUCGAGCUACAACGCAGCUCGUCGACCUGUCUCGUCGUCGCCCAUCAAACCCACCACAGCAACUACCACAGCAACACCAGCAACGACCGCAUCAAUAGCAGCAAUCCGAGACAUCGCCCACAGCGUAUUUCUCACGGGCUUGCAAGACGAACGAAACGAAGGCGUGGAUACCCUCAUGCAGCCAGAAGCCAUCAUUGGCGACGUGUUUGUUGGAAAGGGAACAGGCGACGCAGUGCCCGACUACCUCCAUUACGAUGGUUAUAUUCGCAACAAGUUUUACUCAAAACGGGAUACUGAACGACUCAUCAGCGACAUAUGGCUGCAAAAGGCCACGACGGAAAAACUCACCGUUAGAGAUCACAAUAUCCACCCACCGCAGAGUACCAACCCUCGACGCACGGCCAACAGCAUCAGUGGCAACGGCACACGCCCAAGCAACACCCGCAAGCCCACGGUCACCCCCCCAUUAGCCCCCAGUGGCCCAACCCCGCCAUGCAUUACUAUUCCGCUACGGCAGUACUUUCACAGUUACUUGGCCAAGAAAUAUCCCAAUCGCACUGACGCUGUCGAAUGCGCGUACAAUCUGUGCGCGGCGCUGGAGCAGUAUCAGUACGACAGCGAAUGCCGUAUCUUCCAACUCAUUCUGGACGGGGAAAUCCCCGAAGAUGCCCGCGCCGACCAACUGCGAGUGGUGUAUGCCGUGUACGAAGCCUAUGUGGCGCUGGACAAGAACGAAUCGGACACGUCCAAACGAAAAGGGUAUGUCCAAGUGGGGGCUGCGCUACGAGAGCUGCAUAUUUUAUUUCCCUGGAAGAGCGAUGAGUCCAUGGCAGCAUUGAGUCGUGCGUUGCUUGUCGAGUCCAAGGGCCAACCGACUUUGAACUACACGACGCUAUUGGAACAAGAUCGCAACGGCAACCAAUCGUCGUUUUGCGAGUGCAUUCGCAACCAGCACUUGGACGAAUUGACGACGUUGAAGCGGUCGCUCCUCGUAAGCAGACAUGUUCUGACUUUUUUCAACGGAGUAUUAGAGUUGCUUGUUUGUGUUGUUAUUGUAGCACGAACUGCGCGUCGAAGAACGUCGCGCAGGACCAGACAACAAUGGCAUGCUCAGCCUGGACUCUGUCCGCCGCGUCAUUCGAAGGUGCGACCCGAGCCGACCCACCGCCGCCGUCAACGUCCUCAUGGCCGAGUGCACGGCCUUGCCGUUGGACCGAGUCGAGACGGAGACGGCCACGCUCGUGAACGCCCACGGUGUCCGCACUAAAUUGGUCAGCAUGCUAAUCAAACCCGCGGGCAAACUGCCAGUGUUGCCGUAAGAAAGGACGCACUAGACUAUAUAGACCCUUUCAAGGAAAUAUAGAAGUGAGCCCAUGAUGGAUCUGUGCCGAUGUGUAAUUGUACUCGACCACGAAA